GAUCGGAAGUUGCUUUGUUUUGCUUCAAGAUGGCUGCGGGGAUGUAUUUGGAACAUUAUCUGGACAGUAUCGAAAACCUCCCAUUUGAACUGCAGAGAAACUUUCAGCUCAUGAGGGACCUGGACCAAAGAACAGAGGACCUGAAGGCUGAAAUUGACAAGUUGGCCACUGAGUAUAUGAGUAGCGCCCGCAGCCUGAGCUCCGAGGAAAAAUUGGCCCUUCUCAAACAGAUCCAGGAAGCCUAUGGCAAGUGCAAGGAAUUUGGUGACGACAAGGUGCAGCUUGCCAUGCAGACCUAUGAGAUGGUGGACAAACACAUUCGGCGACUGGACACAGACCUGGCCCGUUUUGAGGCUGAUUUGAAGGAGAAGCAGAUUGAGUCAAGUGACUAUGACAGCUCUUCUAGCAAAGGCAAAAAGAAAGGCCGGACUCAAAAGGAGAAGAAAGCUGCCCGUGCUCGUUCCAAAGGGAAAAACUCAGAUGAGGAGGCUCCCAAGGCUGCCCAAAAGAAGUUAAAACUUGUGCGCACAAGUCCUGAGUAUGGGAUGCCCUCAGUGACCUUUGGCAGUGUCCACCCCUCUGAUGUGUUGGAUAUGCCUGUGGAUCCCAACGAACCCACCUAUUGCCUUUGUCACCAGGUCUCCUAUGGAGAGAUGAUUGGCUGUGACAACCCUGAUUGUUCCAUCGAGUGGUUCCACUUUGCCUGUGUGGGGCUGACGACCAAGCCUCGGGGGAAAUGGUUCUGCCCACGCUGCUCCCAGGAACGGAAGAAGAAAUAGAUAAGGGCCUUGGAUUCCCACACAGUUUCUUCCACGUCCCCGGCCCUGGGCUAGUGGGGAGAGGAAAGCCUGUGUUGGGGCCCGGGGGCUCAGGGAGAGCGGAUGGCGCAGUGUUGUCACCCCUUCUCCUUCCCUCUCCCCACUCCUGGUGCUGAGGCUGCAUCCAAACCCUGGUAGGGAGGGGUGCUGCAGCCGCUAACUGUUUGUGCUCUCAUUCAGCCUGCCCCCCUCAGAGGGAAGUGGUUAUGCCCACUGUCCUUUCGCCUCCAUGCCGAGGUUGGUGCUGUAUUUCCGAGGAAUGGUCCUCUUUACUCCCCUUGCUUUGUAUUUAAGGACUUGGGGCAGUAGCAUGGGGGCACUCCCCAGCCCUCCUAAUUCCCUCCCCCUGUGGGGGGCUGUGGUGUGAUAAGCUUUCUUUGUUCUCCUCCUGCUUUUUCCAUGGUAGGGGCGCCCCCAGAGCAUCUGGGCAGUGGCCUUAGUUGAAGGGGCACCGCUUCCUCUGUGCCAACAGGAUUCAUCCUGGCCUUGUGAAUGGGAGAGGGGGCAAGGUGGAAUGCAGAUCGCUCACAUGUAAAGGAAUUUGAGUAGGUGAAUAAAAGCUCUGCGUGUUG
Molecule: messenger RNA, 1390 nt
Organism: Panthera uncia (snow leopard)
Lineage: Eukaryota; Metazoa; Chordata; Mammalia; Carnivora; Felidae
Gene: ING4
Product: inhibitor of growth family member 4
Exons: 8
Coding region: 30-779 (249 amino acids)
Biological process (GO): positive regulation of apoptotic process; regulation of DNA-templated transcription
Cellular component (GO): nucleus
Source: RefSeq, a predicted model, not a curated record